AUGGCGUUCCCCGAGCGACCUCGGCGGCUCACCUUGCUGGCCGCGGCGCUGCUCCUCUGCCCGCCCGCGCGCGUGCGCUCCGCGCAGGGAGGGCGCGGGAACGCCCUGGUUCGCAGGGAGGUGCUCGCCGUGGACUCGCGGGGCCAGCUGUCUGGUGGCGCCGCACAGGGCGGGACGACCGCGGGCUUGGAGGAGAAGCAGGCCUGGACAGGCGGGCGGCCUACCGCGAGCGUUUCGUCGAGAUCGGGCGCGAGGCAGAAGAGUGGGCCGACCUCCAGGCCACAGCGGGCCCUCGGCGGGAGCAUGCAGAGGGCCGGAGGCGAGGAGGGUGUCGGCAACGAGGAAGGGCCCGCCCUUGAGGCCAAGGCCCAGGUUCAGGUGCCGCCAGAAUGCCAGAGCCUCCUAAAACAUAUUGACAAGUUAGCUGAUUACGGCUCCCGAAUAACAUUGAAGGAGUGCAUUAAGGCGUUGGCAGCGAGUGCGCACAUUGCAAACAACAGUGAAACUGUGGUGCGGCAUGAACUUAAAGAUGUGAAGCGUAGGGAACGUCAAGCGAUCAAGGACACUGAGAAGGCGGAAAAAGAGAUGAAGGUGGCCCAACAAUUAAAAGAUAAGGCCUUGGUGGAGAAAUCCUGCACGAUGCAUCUGAGCAAGCAAGUCAAGAUGGAUAUAUAUAUAUAUAUAUAUAUAUGUUAG
Messenger RNA from Prorocentrum cordatum, 696 nucleotides. NCBI's taxonomy places the organism in Eukaryota, Dinophyceae, Prorocentrales, Prorocentraceae. The record is from the annotation of a GenBank genome assembly.